GCCGUGUUACGUAACAGGAAUUUUUUGUCCGUGACGUUGGUAGUGUUUUAUGUUUACGAUCGGUGGACGAACUUCUCAUAAAAUUUGCUCUUCCGUCCCAGAUUUAAAUUAAACAAUUUGGAAAAGUAAAAGUGGCACGUUUAGAAAAAGCUAUUCGAUCAAAUUGUUACAAUGAGUAAUUUACGAAAAGCAGUUUUAGGACGUAAUGCGAAACGCAUUGGUUUAGCCCCCAACCAACAAGACUUCGCCCCCCUUAAGUGGGAUCAGUAUUUUGACAGUGAAGAUGAUGUUACGACUGAUAGUGGAACUUUCCAUGUUUAUAAAAAGGGUGACUCGGGCCCGGCGGUGGUCUGCCUCCAUGGGGGCGGCUACUCGGGGCUCACAUGGGCGCUAUUUGCUGUUGAAAUUACCACGAAUAUUGAGUGCCAGGUCAUAGCGAUUGAUCUAAGGGGGCACGGGAACACCCGGUCCGGCGACGAUAGUGACUUAUCGUUAGAAACCCUGUCUCAAGAUGUUGUUAUGGUACUUAGCACAAUAUUUUCGGAGGAGGAACCUCCUGUGGUAUUUGUUGGUCAUAGCAUGGGGGGCGCUGUUGCUGUUCAGUGCGCACACAUGGUUAAAACGUUGGGGCUUUGUGUAAUUGACGUGGUUGAGGGGACCGCCCUUGAUGCCCUAUCCUCCAUGCAAAGCAUCCUAAGGGGGCGCCCCACAACCUUCAAAAGUGUUCAGCACGCAAUCCAGUGGUGCUACAAAGGGGGCCAAACUCACAACAUUGAGGCAGCCAAGGUCUCAAUGCCGGGCCAAAUAAUUAGUAUUCAAAGUGGUAAUUUAGCAGCUAACGAAUGUGAUACAAUUGAGUUGAAGCCGGCGGAGGAGUUGUCGGCGCCUGUGAGAAAGCAGACGCCGGCGACUCCCACGAUUGAGGAGGAUGACGAGAGCAAUUGUUCCGAUUGCGGGAAGCCGCCGCUGCCUAAAUCGGCAAAGACCGAGCCUGGGAGCGGCGAGGACGGCCCUAAGUACACCUGGAGGAUUGAUUUAAGUAAAACUGAGCGGUUUUGGACUGGUUGGUUUAAAGGGUUGUCGCAAAAAUUUCUCGAUUUACGCAUUCCGAAAUUACUUUUGCUUGCUAAUAUCCAUGGCCUUGAUACCGCCCUAACUGUGGGACAAAUGCAAGGCAAGUUUCAGUUGCAAGUGCUGUCAAAGUCGGGACAUGCUAUUCACGAGGACCAGCCCCACCAAGUGGCCGAAAUCAUUGGCGGUUAUUUAGUCAAACAAAAAAUUGCCAAUGCUAAAGUGGAUCUAGUCUGUCCAAUGCCUGGUUGUUAAUUCGUUUCGUUUAUUUAUUUUGUUUUUUCGUUCGUGUUCUUGUAUUGAAAGUUCAAUAAAAAUGUAUUCUUCCUAA
Molecule: messenger RNA, 1402 nt
Organism: Tribolium castaneum (red flour beetle)
Lineage: Eukaryota; Metazoa; Arthropoda; Insecta; Coleoptera; Tenebrionidae
Exons: 7
Coding region: 172-1326 (384 amino acids)
Biological process (GO): protein demethylation
Molecular function (GO): protein methylesterase activity
Source: RefSeq, a predicted model, not a curated record